GAGCGUGCGCGGGCCCGAGAUGGGAGCCGGGAGCGGCUGUACCCUGCUGCCCCGACCUCGGGCUGCUCAUCUGUGCGCCUCUGAGGGAUUUACACGGUCCUUUCACCGACCGUGCAGCCACACAACUGGAGAGAGGGUUUUCAAAAUGGGGUGCUGUGGAUGGGCAGCAGGAAAGAAGCAUUAGGGUUAAACAAGUUGAGAAUUUAAGAGAUACAAUGAGGUUGGGGUUUUUUGGUUUGCUUUGUUCGUGUUUGGGUUUUUUCUGUUUUGGUUUUUUUAAGGCGACUCUAAGACAACAGAUACAGUAGGAACAAAUUAUUCUAUCGAGGGAAAGAACAUAACUGUUUUCUUGAGCAUAGAGCAUGUUGUAUUUUCAUAUUUUUCAGAAUCACAUCUAACUGCUAUUUCUGUGGCAGCAAAUCCUCACCUUCUGCAUGCUCCUAGAGCUAGCCAAUAGGGAGAAAGCUUGAGGAAAAUAGGAGAUCCACUCCCUCCUGAAGUUUCAUCUCUUACACACUCACUUGCAAAGGUAGAAAACAAGAAGAAAUUUCCUUCUGUGCCCACAGCUCAGAACAGACCAUACUCUGCAAGUAAGGGAAAAAGAACAACUUCAAGUUCAAAAAUAAGAAACAUGGAAGUACAGAGUGCUGAUGGUGUUGCAGUACUGGAAGAUUGCAUAGGUUUUUCUUUAACAAAAGCAAUAAGCAAAGUUGAAGAAAAACUAAAGAAAGGAGUCUUACCAGACUGUCAAGAUGAUGAUAUUAUUCCAAGGGUUGGAAAUGAAAUGGGAGCAGAAGCUCAAAUCAGAUUUCUUAAGGCAAAGCUACGUGUCACGCAGGAAGACCUGGCAAAUUUGGUGUUUGAAUGCAGGAAAAAGGAUGAUGAAAAUCAGAAUUUAGAAGCUCGGCUUAAAGAUACCGAAGAAGAAAACUCAAGACUGCAACGAACAAUCAGCCUGCAGCAGUCUCAGACUGAGAAGUACAAAAUGCUGUCACAAGAAGCAAACAAAAAAACCGAAGGGUUACAACAAGAGGUCACUGCACUAGAAAAGGAAUUGGAGAAUCUAAAGCGUGCCCAAAAGCAGGCUGCAGCCGCUCAGAGUGCAACAGAGGUUCGGUUAAACAGGGCCUUGGAAGAAGUGGAAAAGUAUAAAGUGGAGCUGGAUAAAUUGAAGCAAAGCAACAAGGAUGUAGCUAACCAAGAACUCAAAACCAUCGAAGAAUUAAAAACAGAAAACAAGAAACUGCAGAAACAAAAAGGAGAGCUAAUUACAGGUUUUAAAAAGCAAUUAAAGUUAAUUGAUAUUUUGAAGCGACAAAAGAUGCACAUUGAAGCUGCCAAGAUGCUUUCUUUUACCGAAGAGGAAUUCAUGAAAGCUCUUGAGUGGGGGAAUUAUUGAUUCCAUUAAAUAACUUCUGUUUGAAAGAUGAGUCAGAUGGUACAUUAUUUUGAGACUGUAUAUGAGUCCUUGUUAAUAGUUAAUAACUGUAUAACCCACUGAAUUGAUUUUGUUGAUUUUGCUUAUACUUAAAUAGUUUAACUUUUGUAAGCCUGAUAGCUUGUGUUGUAAUAUCAUAUGAAACACAAAUUUCUACUCCAUUGUCAAGCCAAACUGCCUAUUUGGGAAGGAGCAGAGAAGCACAGACCAUGCAAGGAAUAUUCCAACAAAGUGAACUUUUUUAUCAGUUUGCUCUGUUCUAGCAUUUAA
Hirundo rustica (Barn swallow) is the source of this 1708-nucleotide messenger RNA. RefSeq names its product testis expressed 9 (gene TEX9). NCBI's taxonomy places the organism in Eukaryota, Metazoa, Chordata, Aves, Passeriformes, Hirundinidae. The coding region runs from base 632 to 1399 and encodes 255 amino acids. The record is from RefSeq and is a predicted model, not a curated record. The transcript has 9 exons.